Messenger RNA from Nerophis lumbriciformis (worm pipefish), 552 nucleotides. NCBI's taxonomy places the organism in Eukaryota, Metazoa, Chordata, Actinopteri, Syngnathiformes, Syngnathidae. The record is from RefSeq and is a predicted model, not a curated record.
AUGUCUCAGAGCUCAGGAAAGAUCGUGCUGUACGAAGGCAAGAGUUUCACAGGCCGCAAGUUGGAGGUCUGCAGCAGCUGCGACAACUUUCAGGAGCGCGGUCUUGUCAACCGUGUCAACUCCGUACGUGUGGAGAGCGGUGCCUUCGUGUGCUUCGACCACCCAGACUUUAAAGGCCAGCAGUACGUCCUGGAACGCGGCGAGUACCCUGAAUUCCAACGCUGGAGUGCCUACAAUGAUCACAUGGGCUCCUGUAGGCCAAUCAGAAUGCAUGGUGAGCACUACAGGCUGGAGUUGUUUGAAGGAGACAAUUUCAGCGGCCAGCAGGUAGAACUGAAUGAAGACUGUCCCUUGCUGCAAUCCAAAGGCCUUACAAAGAGCUGCAUCAAGUCCCUCAAGGUCUACGGAGAUGGAGCCUGGGUGUUGUACGAGGAGCCCAACUACCGUGGUCGCAUGUACGUGGUGGAACGAGGAAAUUAUGGCGGCCACACUGAGUGGCAGGCAGACAAUCCCAAGAUCCAGUCUGUUCGUAGGGUUGCCAACUACUUCUAA